This is a messenger RNA of Salvia splendens (bonfire salvia), 1942 nucleotides long. Its product is annotated as probable UDP-arabinose 4-epimerase 3. The coding region runs from base 520 to 1692 and encodes 390 amino acids. Gene Ontology annotation, molecular function: UDP-glucose 4-epimerase activity. Gene Ontology annotation, biological process: galactose metabolic process. Lineage: Eukaryota; Viridiplantae; Streptophyta; Magnoliopsida; Lamiales; Lamiaceae. The transcript is spliced from 10 exons. The record is from RefSeq and is a predicted model, not a curated record.
CACACACUGAGAUGCAUGGAUGUCUCAUUGGUUUCAUGGCAAAAUUUGCGUGCUAAGCAUAAUUUUAAACUCCUCAUUUCAAGGCUUUGUUCAUCUUUUGUUAUACUCAUCAACAUGGUCCACUUUUCUUCCAUCACACAAUAUAAUGCUCAUCAUAUUCUCCUAAUCACUCCAGAUUCAUGAUUCAUUCACUCCCAAUCACCUACUAAUAAGUUAUAACCAUUUUUAUAUGUAUAAAUACAUCUAGAGAGAGAGAGAGAGAGAGAGAGAGAGAGAGAGAGAGAGAGAGAGAAUUAUAGAAGCCAUUUGACAUUUGAGCUUUGAUUAUUAAUUGGUCUCUCUGUCUCUUGGUCUUUAAAAGGGUACUAACCAGUAUUUAUUCUUUUGAUUUUCUUCUUAAAAGUUUGUUCAUUUCAUCAAUCUCAUGCAAAUCUUCAUCAAAAUCAGAUAAUUGGAAUUUGUGAGGAUAUAUAAUUCAAGCUCAUUGACUUAUUGCCUUGCAUCCUCCAUUUACAAGGUAUGGAUUUCAUGGAAACGAAACGACGAACCAACUUAACUAGGCAGCUUCUCGUGGUGGCCGGAGUCACUGCACUUCUCAUUCUCAUCAUCAAUUGGUCUAAUAGCACUUCAACUUCUCUCAAGUUCUCUCAGCACGAGCCUGGAGUCACACAUGUGCUAGUGACCGGAGGGGCGGGCUACAUAGGCUCCCACGCAGCUCUUCGCCUCCUAAAAGACUCAUACCGCGUGACUAUAGUGGAUAAUCUCUCCCGUGGCAACCUUGGCGCCGUUAAGGUCCUCCAGGCGCUCUACCCUGAGCCCGGGCGUCUCCAGUUCAUCUAUGCCGAUUUAGGAGAUGCAUCUGUGGUGGACAAAAUAUUCAAAGAGAAUGCAUUUGAUGCUGUGAUGCAUUUUGCUGCUGUGGCCUAUGUUGGCGAAAGCACGGCCGAGCCUCUGAGGUACUAUCACAACAUCACCUCAAACACCCUCGUGGUGGUGAAGGCUAUGGCGGCCCACGGAGUCAAGACUCUGAUCUAUUCGAGCACUUGCGCGACGUAUGGCGAGCCCGAGAAGAUGCCUAUUACGGAGGUUACUCCACAGGUACCUAUAAAUCCGUACGGGAAGGCCAAGAAGAUGGCGGAGGACAUGAUUUUGGACUACUCGAAGACCUCGGACAUGGCCGUGAUGAUCUUGAGGUACUUCAACGUGAUCGGGUCCGACCCCGAGGGGAGGCUCGGGGAGGCGCCUCGGCCCGAGCUGCGCGAGCAAGGGAGGAUCUCGGGCGCUUGCUUUGAUGCUGCUAGAGGCAUAAUCCCCGGCUUAAAGAUCAGAGGAAGUGACUACAACACAGCGGAUGGAACUUGUGUGAGGGACUACAUAGAUGUGAGUGACCUAAUAGACGCACACGUCAAGGCUCUGGCACAUGCCAACCCCAAGAAAGUCGGAAUCUACAAUGUUGGCACGGGAAAAGGUAGCUCGGUGAACGAGUUUGUGGCGGCUUGCAAGAGGGCGACGGGUGUGAACAUCAAGGUGGAGUACCUGAGCCGGAGGCCCGGGGACUACGCGGAGGUGUACAGCGAUCCUUCCAAGAUUUGGAACGACCUGGGAUGGAAGGCCAGGUACACGAAUCUUGAAGACAGUUUGUCGACUGCUUGGAGAUGGCAGAAGGCACACACCAAUGGCUACAACACUUGAACUUCAUGGCUUUUCCUUAUUGGAUUUGAGUCUCAUUUUUUGUGACCAAUCCAUGUUUUUGUGAAAGAGAGAAUGCAUGCUUUAUUGUGUGUUUCUCUCUACGAACAUGGUAUCACCGCAUGCGAAAAGAUUCUUUUUUUUUCAGUGUAUAAAAAAAAGCGAAGCGAUACGUGUGAAACUAUGCAUAAAAUUAUAUUGUACUAUUAUCAUAUUAUUGAAUGGAGAAAAGAAGAAAGAUUAUUUUUGAAUU